Molecule: messenger RNA, 1378 nt
Organism: Arachis duranensis
Lineage: Eukaryota; Viridiplantae; Streptophyta; Magnoliopsida; Fabales; Fabaceae
Product: class V chitinase-like
Biological process (GO): carbohydrate metabolic process; chitin catabolic process
Cellular component (GO): extracellular region
Molecular function (GO): chitin binding; chitinase activity
Source: RefSeq, a predicted model, not a curated record
UGCAAUUCAGAUUUCUAAAUUCAUUCAUUCAUUCCAUCAUUUUAGCAUAAACAAUGAUGGGUCAAACAACGUCUUAACUCCAACAUUCACACACAAAAACACAACAAUGGCCAUCAAUUUCAAAACGCUUUCACUUGCAAUAUUCACAAUCCUUGUUCUCAAUGCAGAAGCUGCAGUCAAAGGAGGGUACUGGUACUACGACAGUGGCCUUGUUCCUUCAGCCAUUGAUUCCUCUUACUUCACACAUCUCUUCUGCGCUUUUGCCAAACUAAAUCCCAACACCAACAAGAUCACGUUACCUUCAUCCACCUUCUCAACCUUCACACAAACUGUACAGAAAAAGAACCCUUCCGUGAAGACCCUUCUCUCCAUAGGAGGAGGUGGUGAAGGUUCUGCUCCUUUUCCUACAAUGGCUAACAGUAGCGCUUCCCGCAAGAUAUUCAUAGAUUCUUCAAUUCAAGUAGCAAGAUCAAACAACUUCCAUGGCCUUGAUCUUGAUUGGGAGUACCCCAGUUCAGAAAAAGAAAAGACCAACUUCGGCUUACUCCUCAGUGAAUGGAGAACCGCCAUUACCCAAGAAUCCAGAACCUCAGGGAAGAUACCAUUGCUAUCAGCUGCAGUUGCUGGCUCUGAUCAGAUAUCACCGCUGAAAUAUUACAACGGUGAAGCUAUCUCGAAGAACUUGGACUGGGUCAACGUUAUGGUCUAUGAUCUCUUCAUUCCAAGUGGGUUCAAAACAACGAUGAGGCCACCGGCGCCGUUGUACAAUCCGGGAGGACAGUUCAGCGGAGAUCAAGGAAUAACGGCGUGGAUGAAUCAAGUUGGAGUUGGCGCUAAGAAACUUGCAAUAGGGUUGCCGUUUUAUGGGUAUGCAUGGAAGUUGGUGAAUGCUAAUAACCAUGGGUUGUUUGCGGCGGCUAAUGGCGGCGGUUCUACUCCUUCUGGAGAUGGGACUCCUCUAUAUAGUGAUAUAAGGAGUUUCAUAAAGAAUCAGGGGGCAAAGAGUGUGUAUAAUUCAACUUAUGUCACAAAUUAUUGUUACUCUGGAACUACUUGGGUUGGUUAUGAUGAUACUCAAAGUGUGUUUGCUAAGGUUAAUUAUGCCAAGGGAAGAGGAUUGCUUGGCUAUUUUGCUUGGCAGAUUGGUGGAGAUGACAGUUGGACACUUUCUAAAGCGGCUUCUAAUGCUUGGGGAUCUUAAGGAUGAAGGGCAAGGCUCAGUUCUGAGAGUGAUACAAUAAACAUGAAAUAAUAAUGUUCUCUAUCUACUUGUGUUCCACAUUAAAUAUAGCAUGUAUUUUCUCUUUGAGUUGCACUAGAGAUUGGAAGUUAAAGUUGUCCCUAUAUCAAACUUUAUCAAUAAUACAAAUCAGGGAUA